GGUUACCCAGUAUUCAUGUGAGCCCACUGCCAAAGACAAAACAUGCAGUGGCACUUCCUCUUGCGAUGAACGCCGGGAACAGUACGACCACUUGUAGAGUGCCUAUCUUGCCACGUUCGGGGUCUCCACAAGGGAUGAUGUGCGCAUGAAAGACAAGGAGACACUGGCAUCCCUCAGCAGAGGUUUAAUGAUGACUGAGGUGAGCACAACGUCCCUGCUUCCGACAGAAACCAGCCCAGACUAUAGGUAUAAUGGGACUGGUUGCAAAAUACACAGUUUAACUAAUGUGAUCCUUGAUGGUGUCACUGUGCUCAUCUGUCUCUUCGGGCUGGUGGGCAACGGGGUCGUCCUCUGGCUCCUCAGCUUCUUCAUUAAGAGGAAUCCCUUCACCAUCUACAUCCUCAACCUGGCCGUAGCAGACUUAAGCUUCCUCCUCUCCCUGCCUGUUUGCCUCAUACUUUAUACUGUGCAAUCUCUCUUCUGUUUCUAUGAAUUUGGGCACGUUCUGGGGGUUUUUCUCCUGCUGGUUCUGUUCGCCCACAAUGCCGGCCUGUACUUCCUGACAGCCAUCAGCGUUGAGAGGUGUCUGUCUGUCUUCUUCCCCAUCUGGUACCGAUGCCACCGCCCCAAGCACCUGUCUUCCCUUGUGUGUGCCCUGCUGUGGGCGCUCUCCUGCUUGGUAUCCGGACUAAUGUCUUAUUUUUGUCUUUUUGGUGGAACUGAACACUGUCGGAUGUCACACAUAGCCAUGUAUGUUCUGGUUUUCCUGAUUUUCGGUUCCAUCAUGGUUCUGUCCAACCUGAUCCUGUUUAUCAAGGUCCGACAUAGCUCCCAACAACGUCAGCCUGGAAGGUUCUACAUUGUUAUCUUGCUCACCAUCCUCUUCUUCCUCAUCUUUGCUGUUCCCUUCAGUAUCCAGCACUUUGGCUGGUAUUUUAAUUAUUUUAAUAUCCCCAUUGAGAUAUGUAAUGCACUGGCCUCUGUAAACAGCAGCAUUAACCCACUUAUUUACUUUUUAGUUGGGAGCUACAGGAAGUGGCGGUUCAGGGGCUCUGUUAAGGUCGCACUCCAGAGGGUUUUUGAAGAGCAUGCAGAUUCCAGAGAAGACAUAGAAGCCACCAGGACAGACACAAUGGAGAUGACCAAUUAAAUCCCUACAGCACCCAGCCUCAGAGACCUUAUUGUGGAUGUGGAGCUUUAUUAAUCAGUAUGAAAAUUAGCAGCUUCCUACUUGUUUAAUUUUUCUCUAAUUUUCCAAAUACCAUAUUUGUGUGGCACU
Molecule: messenger RNA, 1279 nt
Organism: Mauremys reevesii (Reeves's turtle)
Lineage: Eukaryota; Metazoa; Chordata; Testudines; Geoemydidae
Product: mas-related G-protein coupled receptor member H-like
Exons: 2
Coding region: 146-1150 (334 amino acids)
Biological process (GO): G protein-coupled receptor signaling pathway
Cellular component (GO): membrane
Molecular function (GO): G protein-coupled receptor activity
Source: RefSeq, a predicted model, not a curated record